GUCGAUAAUUGUUUUACGUAUUGCUACGUUUGCAUUUGCUGUUUUAAAACGCAGGAGAAGUUCAACCACUCUUUGAGCAGGAUGUCAGCAAAGAAAAUUCCAGAGUUCGGGGGAGAACAGACUGCAGGGACAGAGACACAAGCAUCCGCCGAGAGGAUGGAACCUGCUGCCAAAUUAAAUCAGAUUACAGAAGAGAUUGAGGGGGAAGAUAUACUCGACCGCUUACUGGAGAUGGUAACUACAAUGCUGGGAGAAACACCCAACACUUCGACACCUCCUCUUUCUGCUGUCCCUGCUGAGCCAGGGUUCAACAGCUACCUUCAGGCAUUGGAAAGUCCAGUGGGAAGUCCGAGCGAUGUAUAUCCUGUCUACACCACCUUGGAAACAGUUCCACACAGUUUUGAGCAGCCAUGGAUGUCUGAUCCCAGUCAGGCUGCUCCCAGUUUCUAUCAACAGCCACUGUAUGAUGAAAAUAUGAUGCACUCAGGUGGUCACCUGUGCAACCACACAGGUGCCCAAAGCCAAGAACAGUACCUGCCACAUCAGUGGCCUGAAUACAACGUCCCAGGACCAGCAGCCAUCAGUGCCCCUCCACAACCAGAUUUGCCAGUUAACCUGCCUGCUGUUGGAGUAGUGAAAGGAAAGAUGGUGUAUGAGCUUCCACCAGGAAUGUUCCUCACUACUUUUCAACCUACUGCUCCUCCACAGAACACCUCCAUGUCACAAAAAAAGAAGCAUGAGAGGUGGCAGGAGGAUGAUCGGACAUAUGUUAAGAAGCCGCCUAACGCCUUCAUGUUGUACAUGAAAGAGCAGAGGCCAAAAUUUCACGCCACAAUGGACACCACAGUGGACAGUGCGACAGUCAAUGCUAUCCUUGGACAAAGAUGGAAAUCACUAACCAAGGAGGAGCAGGCCAAAUAUUAUGAAGAGGCGAACAAAGAAAGGCUGCACCACGCUGAACAAUUUCCAGAGUGGUCGUCCAGUAACAAUUACGGCAAGAAGAGAAAGAGGAUAAGGAGAAAGGCUUGCUGCCAGCGCUGAAGUGUCCCAUCUGAACCCAAGAGGUCACUCAACAAAGACUGACCCAACUCUCUUUUCUCUCUCCUCUCCUAAACCCCCGACUCCCUCCUCACAGAAGAACCCAGUUUUUUUGUGAGGCAGCAUAUUAUCAUGUCCAGUGCUUGAAGCUUGAAAAAAAAAAAAAGUGGGAAAAAAUAAUUUCCAGUACUCCCUUUAUGGCGUGUAUGUCAGCUGGUAUUAGCAAAUGAUUAUGUAUAACAUUCUGAAUUUCUAGAAUGAAUAAAAGAUACCAGAAUAUA
Molecule: messenger RNA, 1319 nt
Organism: Scophthalmus maximus (turbot)
Lineage: Eukaryota; Metazoa; Chordata; Actinopteri; Pleuronectiformes; Scophthalmidae
Product: transcription factor 7-like 1
Exons: 9
Coding region: 82-1041 (319 amino acids)
Biological process (GO): regulation of transcription by RNA polymerase II; canonical Wnt signaling pathway
Cellular component (GO): beta-catenin-TCF complex
Molecular function (GO): DNA-binding transcription factor activity, RNA polymerase II-specific; RNA polymerase II cis-regulatory region sequence-specific DNA binding
Source: RefSeq, a predicted model, not a curated record